Molecule: messenger RNA, 3759 nt
Organism: Fusarium odoratissimum NRRL 54006
Lineage: Eukaryota; Fungi; Ascomycota; Sordariomycetes; Hypocreales; Nectriaceae
Exons: 2
Coding region: 975-1613 (212 amino acids)
Source: RefSeq, a predicted model, not a curated record
UGGACAGGUUGAUAAACAAUAUCUCGGGUUUCGUUUCUCAGAGAUAUGCCUAUCUCAGUUGAAGCACUUCUUCUCGACGGAGGAGAACCCGACGCUCAAGACUCAAUAACCACGAUGAAUGCACACGCCAUGGCCCAAAGGUAUAUGAGAUACAAUAAAUAUACUAGAUCUUGACGUCUUAGCUACUCACCUAUCAUGCUCUAGGCGUCGAGGAAACUUCAAGUGAUAGAACCGGAAUCAAAUGAUUACCGAUCCUGCCAAACGGGUGACAGACUAGGCGUAUUGCCAACUUCACUUGAUUACUACAGGGCAUAUUGUAGAUUCAAGGAUCGCAUGGUUAUUACGUGGAUAUGGAAAAGUGUCGAAGUUGGGAGAGCGAGGUGGGUGCGGGGCUUUCAAUGAACGAUACCAGUGCCUUUGUUAUUUCAUAAGGCAUCGAUCGAUCAACUGAGGAUGAAUUGCAGUUGAAAGUGACAGUGAUAUCCCCGCCGUUAUCUCCAACGGGCGCUAUGACUUAGUACGCAGUCCACUCUGUGGGCGUUCAUUCCAUCCGUAUAUAUAUAUAGUAGCUCAAUAUAUUAGCGAAUGUGAGCAACCGAACGUGUAUAGGCUCAACAGUUUUCAAAAUCAUCAGCUACGUGGAAAUGGAAUGGUUUCGAAUGAUAUGAUCAAAAUGAACCGAGGCCUAUACAGCGAUAAGUUGUUUCUUGGUGGUCAAGGUCGACGUCACUCUUCAAGGAUCCCACCCUGUUUCUGGUGUCGCGGGGAACCAUUCAUGGCCCAAUUCGAUUCGCCUCCGAAGACAUAAAGCACAUGAUGACGAACCUUUGACGGGCAGUGGAGGCUAUAGACUGUCACUGAAGAUAUGAUACAUAGAAUCGAAACCCGUAAUUCAAACUAUUCAUUAUCGACCAAAACCCAACGAGUUUAUUGAUCGUACCCAAAACGUCGACAACAUCAACUAAUAGCCCAUCAUGCUCUCUCCUCCUCAACAUCAACAUGAUACUGCAUCAGCAUCCUCAUCCAGAACUACCAGAUCAUCACAAGACAAACACAACAACAAGAAAACAGAGCCUAUUCCAACUUCAACCCCUCGACAGCCAGACGAAAUCGAAGAAGUGGAUACGACAGUACCAGUAAAGACGUAUCAACCAAAGCAGAAGCAGAAAAGAGUUGAACCGUCACCUGACAAAGAUACCGACGAUGCCGAGAGUGUACAUCUAUCAUCCGACGAAGACACAUCAGAUGAAGACUCCUCAGACUAUGACUCAGACUCAGAAGGUAGCGUGGAAGAGCUGCCUCCUCGGCAACUAUCGAGGAGAGCAACAGAUCGAAGUGUAAAAACAACUCCUGGGUCGCCAUUCACAAUCACCCAGACACGAAGCGAAACUACUCGCUGGAUAUCAACACAGAACAAUGGAGGCAUGAUGCGAGGGGCCAGAACUGUCAACCAGCAGACAACAUUGCAUGGACACAACGUCAAUGGACCACAGCCAAGACCGAGCAAUAGGAACAGUAUCAGCUUCAACAUGAGCGUCAAUGUUGACAUGUCCUUCAACGGCCUCGUCACAGGCCGAAACCUGGGCUUCACAGGGGUAGGCAUUCUGCCAUGAGUUUCUUUUACUUUUUGGAAUUCAAUCGAAAGGUUGCUAACAAGUGCAGGGAUCACUAUCAUAUGCAUGGAGCCGGCGUAACACGCAAGGGGGUUGAUGUCCUCUCUUUUCAUGUGGACUAUUUGGCUAUAGGCAACCAAAUUAUUAAUGACAACUUCGAAGGUGGGAUUUUAGGUGUAAGGCGCUAAACAUUCUGGUGGUGUACAUAGUUGUGAACAUGACAGAUAUCAAACUCAAGUAUCAUGACAACAAAGCUACUCGAUCAUGUCAAUAUCGUCGGUCGCAGCUUGAGCUUCAGUCUGCGCCGGUGCCUGUGUUUGAGCAGGGGGUGCAUCUUGCUGGUCAGCAGGUUCGGCGGCCUGCGCGUUGUCACCGCCGCCAAAGUAAUCCGCCAUCUCUGCAUCCAGCUCCUCCUGUGUCUUCUUUCCACGAGGGUUGCCCCGUCCGCCGCGUCCGCCCUCCUGAUCUCUGCCCCCAUCUCUGCCAUCGCGUCGAGCUCCAGGGCGACGACCACCCUGUCCUCGGCCCCGACCACCCUGUCUAGGCAUUGGGCUGCGACGAGGACCCUGACCGGGAACAUAUCUAUCGAUUCCUCUGCGGGCAGCAUCGUCGUCAUCAUACCGGCGAUGGGGAGAAUGGGAUCUUCGUUCCCCCGGACUCGAGAUUCGCUCUGCCAGUGGACGGCCGGGCAUAACGGCGGUAUCAAAUGGGUUUCGCGAGGGUAGCAGAGUCAAUCGAAUGGGUUGACCUGGUUUCUGUUAGUCAGGUUGCACAACUCGGCAAGCUGGCUUUUCACUCACCAUUGGCAUUGGCACCAUCAAACUGCUUGACCGCCUCCUGAGCGUCCUCCUUCAGUUCGUACGUCACGUAAGCAGUACCCUCUGAUCGCCCAGCGCGGUCAUACCGUAGCUGAAGGCGAACAACUGGGCCAAUUCUUCGAAAUAGCUCCUAUAUGCCUGUGAGCUGCUGUGUAGUAAUUCCAGCCAUGUGAUCCACCUACAUCCAGGUCUUCUUCAGUGAGAUCAUAGUGAAUGUUGUCAACUCUGAGCUUGACGCCCUUGGACUCCCUAUUGUGCACAAGGUUAGGGAGAUCGCGAUUGUUGAUUGGUGAGACUCACUGGUCUGGGGAUUCGCGGCGGCGGCGAGGAGCAGGAGCUCGGCGGUUGUCUGGACAAGUGUCAAAAGGGCGUCCUGGGCAGGAAGGGUUUUCAAGUAUUACUGUUCUCUUCGAAUCGGUCAUGGACCCAUUCGCUGUGUACAGUUAGCAAGCGAGAGGAGUAGGAAGGCAAGACUUUGACUGACCUAUCAAGGUUUCGUGAAUCGUCGCGAACGGACUGUAAGUGGGAGGGACGCUCUGGUCAGCAAGGGAUUUUCAGAGUGGAAAGCCGUUCAAUCGACAAAAGCUCCGAGCACCGAAAGGACGAGUUGCGAGGAGGGUUGUACAGGUCGAGUUGGCAUCAUUGGAGGGCGAGGGAAGUCAACCUGCACCGCCGACGUCAACAAAGACUCAUGAUGAAGGCCGAGUUGCCGUUUGAGGAGAAACCAACCUUUCUAACACCAUCGCGAGGGUAGUCAUUACGGGGUUCACGUCGGCGACCUUGGCCACGGUGGUUGCGAGGUCGAUUGGCGCGCUGCGAAAGAAAAAGUCAGCCUGGGUUGAUGCGAGACGGGGGCGCGUUCAUGUACUGCGGGAGACGGUAUGAAAGUAUAGGAGGGAGAUGAGAAAGACGUACAGUAUCAGCGAUGAUCUCAUCGAGACCGCGAUCCAUCUUGUCAGCCAUAUUUGCGUAUAUUUGCUGCGAAGCUUUGCAGAAUCCGCGACGAAUUCGGCAAGUUGAGGUUGAAAUUGAAGAGGAGAGCUGUGUUGCUUUACAAAGUUGGGCCAAGGUUGUCUACGCACAUGCGAAGGAUGGAUUGAAUGUCAUGGGUGGGUGCCACAAAUCAAGGCUUCAAGCCACAACCUGGGCGUUGAAUCGUGGUGGAGCCUCUAUUAUUAGUGCGACAAUACGAGGAAGGACUUGAUAAUGAUAUUGUUGGGUUUCGGGCGAUCGAACAGGACCAAUUUACAAUUGAAACAGUUUAGGAGACUCGAAUACCACUGAUAUUAGUUAUUUGUCAAGCAUCAUACCGUCAGAUUGAUCAGAAC